Molecule: messenger RNA, 1320 nt
Organism: Mesitornis unicolor (brown roatelo)
Lineage: Eukaryota; Metazoa; Chordata; Aves; Mesitornithiformes; Mesitornithidae
Product: lysine-specific demethylase 2B-like
Exons: 8
Biological process (GO): regulation of transcription by RNA polymerase II; protein demethylation
Molecular function (GO): histone demethylase activity; transcription coregulator activity
Source: RefSeq, a predicted model, not a curated record
GGAAGCCGACGGAUCGUGGACGUGAUGGAUGUGAACACACAGAGGGGUGUUGAAAUGAGCAUGUCUCAGUUUGUGAGGUACUAUGAGACACCAGAGGCGCAGCGCGAAAAGCUCUACAACGUCAUCAGCCUGGAGUUCAGCCACACGAAGCUGGAGAACAUUGUCAAGCGACCCAACGUGGUGGACUUGGUUGACUGGGUGGAUAAUAUGUGGCCACAGCAUUUGAAGGAGAGGCAGACGGAUGCUACCAAUGCUAUUUCAGAGAUGAAAUACCCCAAAGUGAAAAAGUACUGUUUGAUGAGUGUGAAAGGAUGCUUCACUGAUUUUCACAUUGAUUUUGGUGGCACUUCAGUGUGGUAUCACGUUUUCCGUGGGGGGAAGAUCUUCUGGCUGAUUCCGCCUACUCUGCAGAAUCUAGAGCUUUAUGAAGAAUGGGUUCUCUCAGGAAAGCAAAGUGAUAUCUUUCUGGGAGACAGGGUGGAGCGAUGCCAAAGAAUUGAGCUGAAACAAGGCUAUACCUUCUUCAUUCCUUCAGGGUGGAUACACGCGGUUUAUACUCCAGUAGAUUCUCUGGUGUUUGGUGGAAAUAUCCUGCAUAGCUUUAAUGUUCCCAUGCAGCUUCGCAUCUAUGAAAUUGAGGACAGAACAAGGGUGCACGCCAAGUUCCGGUAUCCCUUCUACUAUGAGAUGUGCUGGUAUGUUCUGGAGAGAUACGUGUCCUGUGUGACCCAGCGCUGCCACCUCAGCCAGGAGCACCGGAGGGAAUCAAUGGUCGUUGAUGCCAAAAGAAAGCGCAGCACAGACAGCUACUCGUCAGAUUCGUGGUUAGACAUGGAUGAAGAGUCUUGUGAUGCCCAUCUCCAGGAGGAGAAGGAUGGCGGCGUGGACAAGAGCCCCAGAGCCUUGGGGGACGGCUCCUCCUCCCCCAACAGCACCCACUCGGAGGGGAAGGAGGGCGCAGGAAGAAAGCAGAAAGCCACGAUAAUGAGGUACCUAAAAAGAACUUUGUCUAAUGAGUCAGAUGACAGCAUCAAAUCAACGACCCCCACGGACUAUCCCAAAACACCAACGGGGUCUCCAGCCACAGAAGUUUCAACCAAAUGGACUCACCUCACGGAGUUUGAACUGAAGGGUUUGAAGGCCCUGGUGGAAAAGCUUGAGUCUCUCCCAGAGAACAAGAAGUGUGUUCCCGAAGGCAUUGAAGACCCGCAGGCUCUGCUGGAGGACAUGAAGAAUAUCCUGAAGGAACAUGCUGAUGACGACCAAAACCUUGCCAUUUCGGGUGUCCCUGUGGUCAGCUGGCCCAAGAAGACCACAAAG